This is a messenger RNA of Stegostoma tigrinum, 8429 nucleotides long. Its product is annotated as lysine-specific demethylase RSBN1L-like. NCBI's taxonomy places the organism in Eukaryota, Metazoa, Chordata, Chondrichthyes, Orectolobiformes, Stegostomatidae. Gene Ontology annotation, cellular component: nucleus. The record is from RefSeq and is a predicted model, not a curated record. The transcript has 7 exons. The coding region runs from base 53 to 2239 and encodes 728 amino acids.
UACCCCUCUGAACGUCAGCUGAGGGAGAUUUCUCUUUGGCCUAAGGUUCAAAAUGGCGCAGUUGAGUUAUGUCCGUGUCGUGAUGGAGAAAAAUGAUAGCGAAGAGCGGACUGAGCUGCCUCCAACAACUAGUACCGAGAUUCUCAAAGUGAAUUCGGCUUUGCAUGCUUCGGAACACCGUAAGACAGUGGCCAAGAAGAGGAAGAUGCAGCCAUUGCUCGAUGGUUACGGUAAACCCAAAGUGGAAGUGCGUGGCGCCCCGUCGCCGACUAGUUUGUUACCGGUGAGGAAGGCGAAUGAUGAGAAAGAUAGGGACAGAGACCGGGAGAAGGACCGAACUAACAUUAUCAAAAAUUGUUCUGAACUUGGUGUGAGUUCUAAAUAUACAGUCCCUUCACCUCCUUGUCCCCUUCCUCCUGUUUACUCCUCGCUCUACAUUCACUCAAAAUCAAAUAGACCUUCCAAGGAAAAGUACAACAGCAGCAGCAAAGAGAGGGAGAAGAAACACGGGGCCAAGAAAGAAAACGGCGACGUCAAGUUACUCCAGAAAGGUAUCAUUGAAAAAAGAAAACUUAGUACAGAAGAAUUCCAAUUUAAAAAGAUAAAAAAGAAAAAGAAAAAGAAACACAAGGAAAGUGACAAACGGAAGCAGCCCAAAAUGUGCAGCAAAUCUAUUCAAACAAUUUGUUCAGGGCUAAUGUCAGAAAUCAAAGAGCAGAAGGAGACUUCAUUAGAAGAUGGAAAUAGGAUAGCAAUUCUAUACCAACAAGAUGGACUGUCUGGCUGUGUACCCUUGGAAAGCAGUCAACCUCCCCCUGACUUGUGCAAGAAUUCUGGUGUUGGAAACAAGAAUUCAAGACUAGACCUGUUGGAAUUUAAAAGGUUUAUUCAUAUUGAAGACCAGCCUAAUGGAGGUGCUUCAGUGGUGCAUGCCUACAUGGAUGAGCUUUCUUCCCUAUCUCUUGCAGAGAUGGAUAAAUUUUCAGAGGAGUUUGUGAAUCUAACGUUCAGUGAAAAUAGUAACUCUGCAGCCUAUUAUGUUAUGGGUAUUGUUCAUGGAGCUGCUGCAUACUUACCAGAUUUCCUUGAGUAUUUUGCUUAUAGCUUUCCAAGUGCACCAGUGAAGAUGGAAAUCUUAGGGAAAAAGGAUAUAGAGACAACUACCAUGUCAAACUUCAAUGCUCAGGUGAGGCGAACAUAUUCACAUGGUACAUACAGGGCUGGACCAAUGCGACAGAUCAGCUUGGUAGGGGCUGUAGAUGAAGAAGUUGGGGACUACUUUCCAGAGUUCCUUGACAGAUUGGAAGAAUCUCCUUUUUUAAAGCGUACUUUGCCAUGGGGAUCACUUUCUAGUCUCAAAUUGAAGUGCCGUAAAGAAAGUGAUGAUGGCCCUAUUAUGUGGGUUCGUCCAGGAGAGCAGGUGAUCCCUAUAGCAGACAUGCCAAAAUCACCUUUUAAACGAAGACGAACAACCAAUGAGAUAAAAAAUUUACAGUAUCUACCUCGUGCAAGUGAGCCACGUGAAAUGCUAUUUGAGGAUAGGACUCGAGCCCAUGCUGAUCAUAUUGGACAGGGAUUUGAACGUCAGACUACAGCAGCUGUUGGAGUGUUGAAAGCUGUACAGUGUGGGGAUUGGUUUGAUCAACCCCGUAUAACCAAAGAUGUAAUUUGUUUUCAUUCAGAAGACUUCCUAGAGGUGGUGCAGAGGCUCCAGUUAGAUCUGCAUGAACCACCGUUGUCUCAGUGUGUUCAAUGGGUAGAUGAUGCAAAACUCAACCAGAUACGAAGAGAAGGUAUUCGCUAUGCGAGGAUUCAGCUAUAUGAUAACGAUGUAUAUUUCAUUCCCCGGAAUGUUGUACACCAGUUCAAGACUGUCUCUGCAGUUUGCAGCUUGGCGUGGCAUGUACGGUUGAGACAGUAUCACCCAGAUGCAGGAGAACCAUGUGCUCAAGAAUGUGCUUCUGUAAAUCAAGAAUUGCCACCAGACACCAAGUGCCCUGUUAUCAAAUUAGAAACUGAGGAUAAACAACAGAGGGACGACAUCACCUCUGAAGAUGCAAGACAUCGAGAAGUAAAAAUAGAACUUAAUUUCACAGAGCUCCCAAAAAUGAAAGUGGAACCUAAAAGCAGUGAAUCACAGUCUGUAACUGAGUCAAAAGAUCUCGUGUGUUCAAACAUCCAAACUGACUGUGGAGAUGAACAACAGCUACCUUCAGUAAAGCCAGAUUUGCAUGAGUAGCAACGGAACUUUUCUUAUUGAUAUCUGUGUAUAUUCUUUGAAGCUUUUAUUUUUUUUUAAAAAUGUAUCUGGACAAUGGUGUGACGUACAAUAUAUGUUCUUGCUUAUGUAAGUUCUAUGGGGCAAGCUUGUUAUUGUUCUCAAGACUGUUACAUGGUAGGACAGAAAAGUACAUGUAGCUUUGUAACAUUCCUCAGUGCCUGUCCAUAACUGUGAAACUUAACAGCACUUAAGGGGCAGGUGCACUGUCAUACUGCAGGUUAAAUGGGAAAAAUAAAAGGUUUUCAAAAUUACUUUUUUGUUAUUAGAUUAAAAAGUCAUGAGGAUAGAAGCAGAGUUGACCUCGGCACAUACUUUUUGUAAGCUGAGCCAAAAUUGUUUCCAAAUUCAAGCUUAUCCAUAGAGCUUAUGUCAACCUAGUUGCAAGUUUGAAUACUGGUAUUUGUGUCAACACAGUAGUGUAAAUACAUCUUUUAUUAUAAUUAUGUAGUACAAUUUCAAACUAAAAUCUGAACCACUUAAUAAAGGUUCAGUGUACUUUAAUGUUUUUACAUAUGUAAGUACCAAAAGUAGUAGCCUUUGGCUAUUUUACACCUACAUUAUUUUAUUUCGCCUAAUGUAGACGUGACAAAAUUUGUGUAACCGUGCAGACAAAUCAGAAUUUUCUCUCUUCUUUCUCUCCCAGGGGGAGGGGAGAAGGGAAUUGAGUGCAGAUGGUCAUAUUCUAGAUUUUAAAAUAAAGGUAUUCAUUAUGCGAUGUUGUCCAAGACACUGAUGUACCAGUAGCUGACUUAAGCUAGUUUUUAAACGUUAUCCUUCACUAAAUUUCUGCAAAUACUGUCUUCACAAAAAUCAGUUGUAAUUUUAACGUUUCACCUAGGGUAUGCUUUUUAACUAGGAUGCCAUGCCUCGCUUCAUCUGUAUUUGGGCAGGACCAAGUUUCAAAAUUGCAGCAUCUAAUAGCUGAAUUAGCUAUACUAUGUAUUGCUUUAUUUCCCUAUUGCACUAAGUGAAACAAAGUUAGUGUUCUAUGGCGUCGGCUCAAGUUGUACAAGACCUAGGAUGAUUUGUUUUUAAAUAAUUUUUCAGUCUGUACUAUUUUGACGCAUGGAUGCACAUAUUUGGAGCACUUUGUAUGCACCAUACCCCUGAAUUUGCAGUCACUGACAGUAAGGGUGUUUGCUGCUGAUCUCAACAAGCUACUGUCAAAAGUUUGCUGGAGCUUCAAGAGUUUGGAUUUCUGUUCUGAUUUGAAUUUGGCACAAACUGCAGCAUUCAACAACAAUGUUGGCAACUGAUCAGUCAGUCAGACUAAAGAGUUAUUCCAAUUUUCAGAGCAUGAAGUAGAAGGCAAGGAUUAUAAUGUAUAUUUUAAUCCAUGUACAGUAAGAAAAACUAAAAUAUGAUUUUUAAAAAAAUGUAAAUUUAAUUUUCACAUGUCCUUGGGGGGAAAAGGGGUUCCACAUAUGUAAAAUUAAUUGUCAGGGCCAGAAAGGUGGUUGAGCAAUAAUUAUCAUUCAGAUAUUUUCUAACCAAUCUAUUCAGAGAUGUUAAGAUACACUUUGGAGUUGAUGGGACUUGAAUCUAGGAACUUCUGACUCAGAGGUAGGGACACUACGACUGCACCACACCAUAUUAAUUAUGAUUUAAUAUACUGUUAAUUAUCAGUUACAUCUGAUUGACAAUUUACUUGAUUGCAAAAUAAGAAUAGUGUGUUUAUCAUGUCAAUUUAUUGUGAUUGUGCUGAUUGUUCUCUCACACCUUCAUAAAGUCAAAUUAUCACCGACAACAACUUCUGUUUAUCCACAUUAACUGCUUUUCUGGAUAUCAGAUGUUGCUGCUAGUUUUACACUGUAGUGAUCACAAACACUGACAGUUUCAUCAUCAUUAGAACCACAAAUUCUAAGGCAUUACCUUUUGUGUCACUCAUUAAUGUUGAAAAUAAUGUUCUGUAGUUGUGCUAGAUGUGUAUUAUAAGAAAGUCAUCAUGAUCUCAGGAUAAAUGUGACAGUUUUAUCAGCUCAGUUUGGUAAGUGUUGAUGAUUGAACUAGCCUUACAUUUUAAUUUGGGCUGGAUUUAAGUCCUUGUUUUUCAAACAGCAACACAAUCAACAUAGUAUUAUGCCAUCAAAUCAGAUGACCAUUCUCCCUGUAACAUCAUGAUAUUCCCACAUCCAAAACUCCAUUGCUUACAAUGUUCUGUUAAUAUGCACGUUAAGAUUCACUGCACUUUAUGGAAAGAAAUGUGGUGUGGUGGGGCAGGGAGAGAAAAGAGAGCAAUUCAGUUUAUUACUGCUGUAUUAAGUCAGUUCAUCUCAGCCGAGCCGGAACUUAAGAGCACUAUGGUUGUUUUGAAGAAAAAAUUAACUUAUUUCUGGACCUAUAUUAUUAUUAAUGACUUUUACGAAUGAAGUGUGGUUUGGACCCAGCACUAAUGUUUUCCACAUAUUAACAGUUCGUUGAUAACUUGCAGCCAAGGUUUGCGCAUAACCACUUGGUCCAAGUUGCAGAUACUUUGAGACUCAGUGGUACAAGGAAAGAAACUUCAAGGUUCAAAUGAGCAUUUUGAGAUUUUUUCCCACCAAAUGUUUAAGUUCUUCUGUUCAUUGUCUUUUAUGUGGUUAUAUUUUAACUUUUGUUGUUUGCACUUAUUAACCUCUCUUUAAGGCACAAUUCCUGUAGAACUACAGUUGCACUUCAACCCUCUGUAUGAACAAGGUAACACCUCUUUUGUAUGGGAAUUAUAAAUGGUGAGUACUUCAUCAGGGAUCAUUAUAGCUAAAUUUGGUCAUCCAUUCUUCUGUUCACAAGUGCAUUUUCUACAAGAGCUGUUUGCUUAGUCAGCUCUGGAAUUCUGGUUGACAUUCUCUUCUCAAAGCCAGGCUUAGUAUUUUUCUACCAUCAUACUGUGAUUGCUUAGAAACCAUUGCUGAGAACAGCAAAAUGUCAAUACUGUGGACUGAAAGGUUGUAAGCAGUUUCAUGUAAAACUGCUUUAGCAGAGUUGAAUUCCAGCUAAUGAAUAAUUUAUAAAAUAACAAUGUAGCAAAUUAAUGUUGUGAAUAUGCAGUCAUUUUUAACCAUCUUCUGCAUCCCCUUCGUGCAUCGUCUGUAAGUUAAAUAUUUGGGUAGUGAGAAUGUUCUUGGACUUUUGGAUGUGAAGUUUGUCUGUAUGAGAGAUAUGUUCUUCCCUAAUGUGCACAAUGCAAGUGUCAAUGAAGAUAAUACUGAAACCAAAUCGAGUAGCAAAGUCCAUGCUUGGAGCAGCCUUUUGUGUUACAUCAUGAGUGAUUUACUGUCUUCCCUCAAUAGCAUGAGAGAGAUUGGUAUUAAACAGAUCUCCAAAUUAAUUUUGAAACAUCGACAGUUCAUUUCUAUUCUGGUGGUGUGCCUUUUCAUUAAACUAAUUAUCUUAAGUCAGAGAGCAGAAGGAAGAUUUCUUCAUCCACCCAUCUGAAUCCAAUUCUAAAUACGUAUUAGAAAAAACACAAAACUCCUAUUUCAUCUAGGAGAUCUUUUUCUUGCCACUUUCCAAAGAACGAUUGGCAAUCAGGUCUUUAAGCAACAAAGUGUGCGAGGAUCCCCUUGAAGCGAAGCUGUCUAGAAUUUCUGAUGCUUGCUGUUUUCUAAUGACUGCACUUUUCUUGGCAAUAUUGGCACACUUUAUGAACCGUAGAAAUGCUGGAGCACAGAAAGCGGAUGUUCUGCCUAUCCUGUUCAUGCUGUCCCAAAAACACCCAGAUGCCCUUUCUCAUCCCAUUUUCCUGCACAUGACCCAUAAGCCUGCAGCUUACAGAAUUUAAGGUGCAGAUCUAGUACUUUUUAUGCUUGUUGCAGUAAUACAUUGGAUGUUACUUGGCACUUAAUCUUCAACAACUUGUACAAAUUUCACCAGUAACUGGAAAAAACAACCUAGUAUACAUGUGCUAUGCAGCUAGAAGAACCUCUCAUCAUUGUGGAACUUGCUUUGAUAUCUCUUAACAUAACCCUUUGCAUUCUCAAGAUCAGUGAUGAGGUGUAGUCCUGAUUCUUCUUCUAAUGAACGUCAAUAAUGGCUGGCUGUUGGAAUGUAGGAACUGAGAAAAUGGAGAGUAAUUCAUCUCAGAAUUUGAACAGUAAGGGAAAAUUCAAGUUCAUAUAUUGAUAGAUUAGGUGAAAUUCUAGACAGCAAGGAAGAGGGUGUUGGAUGAGCUGGAAUGGAUUAGAAUAAGAUAUAGUAGCAUUGUUUUGCAUUAGGUUAGCUGCUAAGAGAAUAAACUUAAAUACUGAACAUGCUAGUGCUGUUUUCUGUCUUCUUAAAAAAAGAAAAAUCUGAGGUUUGUUUUAAAAUCAUAAAGUUUACUAAGAUAGUGGAAACCCCACAUAUUUGUUAAACCCAAAAAUAGUAGAUGCAAAGAGUAACAUUUUUGUAUAAGACUUUUCAUGACCGUUCAACAUCUGUGCAAAAAACAAACAAAUUAAGUACUUUUUGAAAAAAACAUUGAAGCUGGAGAAACUUAACCUCUGUCAGAAGUCAUUUUUUAAUUCCAACGCCUUUCAGUUUGGCACUCAAAAUUAACUGUUUCUGACUUCUCAGAGGCUGCUAGCACUGCCAACAACCUGAAUCCAGUUCUAAAUACAUACAUACACACAAAUUGUUUCAGAUUCCACGUUUUGCUUUCAUUUACGUACUUGUUGAAGUAAUUAUUUUAAAAGCUAGGUAACUAAUGUGAACUCAGUACACUCCACAAUCAGUAAUGUAAUAAUUAUCAAUAAUUAAUCUGUUUUCUCACCUGUUUGCCAAAUAAUGGUUGAGUCACUGAGGAAAGCCCCCUGUACUUGGUCAAAUAUUACCUGAGAUUUCCAACAUUCACCUAAGUAGACAUGGUGCCAUGUUUCAACAUGUCAUCUGAAAAACUGUAUUUCUGACAGCUUAACAACUUGUGUGUUCAAGCCCUGCAUUAAUUCAAUCCACAAUGUUGUGACUCAGAGUCAAGUGCACAUUGAGCUAAACUUACUUGUCUAAAAAGUAGAGGGAAUUCAGACCUGAUUGACAGAAGGGUGGAGGCAAAUGAUAGCUAUGUAAGGAGAAAAGGAUUGAAGGUUAUGCUAGUUGGAUGAAGCAGAGUGAGAGAAGGCUUGUGGAGCGUAAAUGCCAACAUUGAACCAGCUUUUAAAUUGGUCUCUGUUGUUCUAUCUAUGGAGAGAGGUAUAAAGAAUUGAUCUUUCACGCUGGUAGCAGAGGCUUUGGAGGGGGUCAGAAAAGGAUGGAGACAUGGUUAUGGAUGGGGGUGCACAGAGGGGGGGACAGAGUUUGACAUUCCAGAGAAAGUAUUAAUUGUACACCACACCGUUUGGGCCUCCUGUGGCUGCGAGGCCAAUCACAUUUUGCCUCUUGGCCUAGGCUUCCCACUCCUCUGGGUGAUUUGCUCAACUAGCUGUCCCAAUGAAGGGUAUUUUCUAGUGUGGUUUUGGUGCUUUCCAGGAUGAUUUUUGUUUAGCAUUUGUGUUGAUGGUGCCCCGCAACAUGCUGUCUAAAGCAGUAACCCUGAUAUGCCUUUUUAAAGGGAUUAUCUUGUAGAAUGGUGAUCAGAGAUAAUGGGAACUGCAGAUGCUGGAGAAUCCAAGAUAACAAAGCAUGAAGCUGAAUGAGCACAUCCAGCUUCACGCUUUGUUAUCUUGUAGAAUGGGACUGGUUGAAGCUACCGUAAAUAUCCUACCUUCUUGACCUUGUUUGAAGUGUGGUAACUUUAAGGUUAAAUUCACCACCAGUCCCCUCCUCAGAACAGUCUUAUGGUCCUCUUAAGACUAUGGCAACUUUAGAAUUGGAUUUUACUAGAGCCAGUAAUGGGUUCCUUCACAAAUGGUGGGUGGGAGGGAACAUCUGUAUCGCUGACCUUUAAUUACCCUGGUCCUAAAUGGAUGAGAUGAAUACUGCUACAAUGACUGAUAUUUUCUAAUCUGUCUGUUCAGAGAUGUUAUUACACAACACUGGAACAGAUGGAGCUUGCCUCCUGCCUUAGUGCCCUUUCCUCUAUCACAUUGUCAUUCAUUCAUUGUAUCUUGCACAUAUUUUUCAUGGUCCAUGGUUGUUUGCUUUGGAAAUAUGCCCACAAAGUGUAGAAGAAAAACUUUUCUUUGCAUAUUGUUGACAUUUAAUACAGCAAGUGACUGGAAAAGAUGUCUGCAUUAUUUGGCUUUUGUGCAGAUUU